AUCGACCCCUCGGGCCACCUCUGUGCCUUCUUCGGCUUCAGCAUGACCAUCUUCGGCCUCUGCCCGCUCUUCAUCGCCAGCGCCAUGGCCGUGGAGAGGACGCUGGCCAUCCGUGCGCCCCACUGGUACGCCAGCCACAUGAAGACGCGGGUGACGAAGGCGGUGCUGCUCGGCAUCUGGCUGGCCGUGUUUGCGUUCGCCCUCCUGCCCAUCGCCGGCCUGGGCCAGUACACGCUGCAGUGGCCCGGCACCUGGUGCUUCAUCAGCACCAUCGACAGCCAGCUCACCGGGAGCCUCUUCUUCGCCUCCACCUUUGCUGUCCUGGGGCUUCUCUCCCUUGUGGUGACGGUGGCGUGCAACCUGGCCACCAUCGAGGCCUUGGUGUCUCGCUGUCGGACCAAAGCGACUGCAUCGCGCUCCAGCAAGCAGUGGGGGCGAAUCGCCAUGGAGACACUGAUCCAGCUCUUGGGGAUCAUGUGUGUCCUCUCAGCCUGCUGGUCACCGCUGCUGAUAACGAUGUUGAAGAUGAUCUUCAGCCAUACAUCAUUUGAACACUGCAAGGGAUUCUCCAGUGAAGCCCAAAGCUCAGAAAUGCGCAAGGAAUGCAAUUUCUUCUUGACAGCUGUGCGUUUAGCCUCACUAAACCAGAUACUGGAUCCAUGGGUUUACUUGCUGCUCAGAAAGAUCCUCCUCCAGAAGUUCUGUCAAGCAGCCAGCGCUGUCUCCAAGUGCUCUAACAAUGAGUGGAAAGAGAGAUCAAUCACCUUGUCAGAGGAAAUCCGACGGACAACGGCAUGA
This is a messenger RNA of Pelecanus crispus (Dalmatian pelican), 798 nucleotides long. RefSeq names its product prostaglandin E receptor 3 (gene PTGER3). Gene Ontology annotation, molecular function: prostaglandin E receptor activity. Gene Ontology annotation, biological process: inflammatory response; positive regulation of cytosolic calcium ion concentration; negative regulation of gastric acid secretion. NCBI's taxonomy places the organism in Eukaryota, Metazoa, Chordata, Aves, Pelecaniformes, Pelecanidae. The record is from RefSeq and is a predicted model, not a curated record. Gene Ontology annotation, cellular component: plasma membrane.